This is a messenger RNA of Nylanderia fulva, 1511 nucleotides long. It is a transcript of the gene PIG-L, whose product is annotated as phosphatidylinositol glycan anchor biosynthesis class L. The record is from RefSeq and is a predicted model, not a curated record. Gene Ontology annotation, cellular component: endoplasmic reticulum. Gene Ontology annotation, molecular function: N-acetylglucosaminylphosphatidylinositol deacetylase activity. Lineage: Eukaryota; Metazoa; Arthropoda; Insecta; Hymenoptera; Formicidae.
UGGUAUCGAAGUGCGAUAUAUAAGCCAACGUCAUACGUGCUGGAGUGACAUAACCUGAAAACUCGAUCGCUCCGGCUACGAUGGGGAUCCGCGUUCUCGUUUGUGGACAAUAGUCCUCGUCCUUGAAGCUACAUGGCUGGUCCGUGAUAAAUCGUGACUUCGCGUCGACCAUCGUCGACCAGAAUGAUGGGCGAUCUGGAGUACGCGCGGCAGUACCUCAGCCUGCAGAUCAACGAGGUGGUCUGCUGGUGGUGGUACUACCUGAGGGAGAUCUCGUGGCAGCUGCUGAUCGCUCUGCUGGCGUAUCUCUGUGUCUGUGUCUUCCUCUAUACAGUUCUUAAGAAAGUGGGCCACGCGGCCUGGCAAUUACCUGGUCCACCUGGUAGGCUUCUCCUGGUGACAGCUCAUCCGGACGACGAGGUGAUGUUCUUCGGACCGCUGCUCUACUGGGUAACGCGCUCCAAGGCCAGCGAGAUCUACUUGUUGUGCUUAUCCAUGGGUGGUGACAAAAGAAGGAUAGACGAGCUCUGGGAAUGUACAAAGGUAUUGGGAAUCCCGGAGGCGAAUGUGACGAUUAUUAUGAGUAGCGAGUUACCAGAUGAUCAAAGUGUACAAUGGCCAGUAGAUACAGUUGCGGAAAGUAUCUUGCAAUAUAUAGAAAUGUACAAAAUCAAUGCUGUCGUGACAUUCGAUAAAUAUGGAGUCAGUCGGCAUAAAAAUCACAUCUCUUUGUAUUUUGCAAUUGCCACAUUGUGCAUAGAGAAAAAAGUACCUCCUUACUGUAAACUGUAUGUGUUAGAAUCUGUUAAUAUAAUCAGGAAGUACAUUCAACUCUUAGAUUUACCCAUCAGUCUACUCUCAGCCUCGUAUUGGUAUUUGGUGACAUAUGAACAAAAACGAAUAAUCAAAAGUGCUAUGGCUGCACACAAGUCCCAGUAUGUCUGGUUUCGAAAAUUGUACAUGAUUUUUUCACGAUAUACGUUUAUCAAUACCCUCCAAGAAGUCAGUGCUCUCGAUCUAGAGCUGGACCUCCAGUUUGACGAGGAUUGAACAUUGUGUAAAGAAGAAAAAAUUGUAUAAAAUAUGUAAUUAAUGAUCACUGUACAUACUUUGUCUACCAUAAAUAUUAUAUAAAUUACAUAAAAUGAAAAAUUACAUACCAAAGCUACAUACGACAGUUUUAAAAUCCAAUAUACUUUAUGUAAAUGUGAAAUAUUUUUUUAUUCAUUAAUAAUAGAAUAUACAUAGUAAUUAAUUCUGAACGAGAAAGCAUCAUACAGCUUUCGAACGUAUAUAGCUUUUUCGGCCUCUAACAAUAGAUUACUCUUUUCUUUAAAAAAAAAAAAAAAAAUUUUAUGUGCCAUUUUAGUCUUACCUAUUUUUUUUUUGUACGUAAUCCUUUGUUUUAAAUUUUUCCAAAUGCAAAAUUGUCAUGAUAUGUACAAUUUUAUUUAUCAGCUAUGUAAUAAAGUUAUUUAGAAAUUACUGUAAAUAAAGAAAUGCAAUUUUAA